AUGACAGACUUGGAGGCUGAGUGUUUGAGUCUCGGCCUGCCUCCUGAGUGUGGCUCCCCUCCCCCACCUCUGGACUCAUCCCUGCAGGUGGACUGCGGCCCAGGGCCCGCUGGUUCGGCCCCGACGCCCACCCUGGCCCUCCUCUCCGACUGCCCCACGCCCACGCUCAGCUCGCUGGCGGCUGAGAUCGCUGAGCCGCUGGUGAUGCUGCCGUGUGUGAAGAGCGAGCCGGAGGACGAAGAGCUGGAGCCCAUCAGGACCGUGGACCUGUCUGAGAUCCAGCCACUGUCCACCGCUGAGCUGGGCCACGACCAGAUCAAGAUGGAGAUCAGCGGCCUUGACUACAUCAAGUCCGAGCACCACGGUAACCUCUACCUGGGUCCAUUUCACCAGAGCGACGUGUCAGAGCUGGACUACAAGUCCCACUACGAACCCAUCUCUGUGUUCGACUACAUUUCCCAGGUCACAGACACCCUGGACUACAUCAAGUCGGACCACCACGUGGACCUGCAGUGUUACUACGCCACCGAGCUGAGCUCCCUGAGGUCCGAGUACCCCGAGUCCAACGCCAUGUCGGCCCACCUGCAGCACAACGGCCUGGAGUCCAUCCACAUGGCCGAGCUCCGCACCGAGCUCAACAAGCUGCGGCCCGACGCCCUGAUUGUGGACGGCAUGAGCAAACCGGACUCUGAGUUUGGAGGGGGGACGCUGUACGAGCUGCAGCCUGUCCGGGACGAGAAGGGGGGUUCUGGGGAGGGGACGGCAGGCAGAGGGGGCAGUCGGGUCGUCACGACCAAAACCCAGAACCCAACGGUGAGGAAACCUCGCAACAUGCAGGGCGAGAAACCGUUCUCUUGCACGCAGUGUGGAAAGAACUUCAGCACGCUGGGAAACCUGAAAACCCACCAUCGGAUUCACACCGGUGAGCGCCCCUACACCUGCUCGCAGUGCGGCAAGAGCUUCGGCCAGGCGGGGAACCUCAAACGCCACCAGCUGAUCCACACGGGCCAGAAGCCCUACGUGUGCGCUCACUGCCCCAAAGGCUUCACAAAAGCCGACGACCUGCGCUCGCACCAACGGCUGCACACCGGCGAGCGCCCCUUCAUCUGCACCGCCUGCAGCAAGAGCUUCAGCCAAUCCAAGGAGCUGAAGGCGCACCAGCUGAGCCACACGGGCGAGCGGCCGUUCUGCUGCCAGCACUGCGGCAAGAGCUUCACCAAGGAGACGAGUUACCGGAACCACAUCCAGAUUCACACCGGCGAGAAGCCCUUCACCUGCUCGCAGUGCGGAAAGACUUUCAGCAACUCGGGCGUCCUGAAAACCCACGAGAAGAUCCACACGGGCGAGCGGCCGUUCGGCUGCACGCAGUGCGGCAAGAGCUUCGGCCGCCUCGGCCACCUGAAGGCGCACCAGCAAAUCCACACGGGCGAGCGGCCGUACGCCUGCCCCCGGUGCGGGAAGACUUUCAGCCAGUCGGGCCACCUCAAAGCACACGAGCAGAUCCACAAACGAGAGCGUGCCGACACGGCGAGCACCAGCAGCGACGGCGGCAGCAGCAGCGUUAGCAGCGACAGCAGCUAAGGCCGCGGCCGAGCCUUUAACCUCCGGAGACACAAAGUAUUAUUCCUCUUUUUAUAAAUAUGAUAUAUAAAAGUUUCUUUAUCUGUUUUCUUACAUUUUCAUACUUUUUGUGCUCUUUUACAUUUUAUCUGUGGGCAGAGUGGGCGGACUGAUGUGUGAUGUGUGUCUGUGGGGGGUCUAGAUAAUCCUCCAACUGGACUCUGCAGAACCUGAACCUAUUUUCUACAGUACUUAUGAAACACGAGCACAAAGGUUUUAGUGACCAAAUAUAAGAAUUUAUGUUUUUGUAUUUCCUGUUUUGUACUGAAUCAGACCAGCAGCUCCUGACCGACC
This is a messenger RNA of Nematolebias whitei (Rio pearlfish), 1914 nucleotides long. RefSeq lists its product as uncharacterized. Gene Ontology annotation, biological process: regulation of transcription by RNA polymerase II. Gene Ontology annotation, molecular function: RNA polymerase II transcription regulatory region sequence-specific DNA binding; DNA-binding transcription factor activity, RNA polymerase II-specific. The record is from RefSeq and is a predicted model, not a curated record. Bases 1 to 1581 code for a protein of 526 amino acids. NCBI's taxonomy places the organism in Eukaryota, Metazoa, Chordata, Actinopteri, Cyprinodontiformes, Rivulidae. Gene Ontology annotation, cellular component: nucleus. The transcript is spliced from 2 exons.